This is a messenger RNA of Effrenium voratum, 1458 nucleotides long. NCBI's taxonomy places the organism in Eukaryota, Dinophyceae, Suessiales, Symbiodiniaceae. The record is from the annotation of a GenBank genome assembly.
AUGACCAGCAUCCCGCAGUGCGGCCGCCUGGCCGAGCGCAUGGGCUGCCGCCCUGCGCCCCAGGGCCUGUGCUGCCUAGUCCUGGACGAGGCCUCCAAGACAGUGAAGGUGGCAGCCACGCUGGAGCCGUCCUGCGCGGUGAACUUGGAGUAUUUGCUGCUGGCUCUGAAGGUGCGCAAGACUGCGUGCCGGGAGCCCUUGUUCUCGCUGGACCCCACGGAUCCGCAGAACCUGGAGACCUGCCCACAGAAGAAGGUGUAUGAGCCCAGCUGGUUGGCCGGCACCAGCGCGGGGGAUGUGAUGUUCCAGGCGGACUACUUUCUCAAGGAGCUGGCCCUGGGAGAGUACUCCAUGCCCGUGGUGGGCAUGAACAGCGUCUUCGACUACUCGGAGAUGACGGGGAAGGAGAACAGCUGGGCGGGCCGCGAGUGGUUUGUGGUGAAGAAGGCGGAAGUCAGAAUGGCGGAGGACAACACGCUGAUCCCCCAUGUGAAGAUGGGGGUCGAGGCCCGGGAGCAGAUUCUCACGAAGAACGGGCUGGAGGACGCGCCGGUCACGGCGCCCCACCAUCCGCUCAAGAAGUUCGCCGAGGCCUUCACGCGAAACUUCGACCUGGUCGCAGAGCGGAAAAGCGUGAUCUUCCAUCUGCGUGAGUUGGCCAAGGCCUCGGUGAUGGCCAAGUACCUGGUGGACUCCAAGGCGAAGGUGGACCCCAGCUGGUACGGCCUGGCGGAGGAGAUUGUAAGGAAGACCACCCCGGAGGCGCACACUGAGAUCCCGCAGCUGUGGAUGAACAUGCGGGGCAAUACUCGCAUCAAGCUGAAGAACGGCCGUUUGAUCGACAUGGUUACAGGUGGGCAGAGCUCUCUGCAGGCCAUCUACGGAGGGGUGGAGUUCGGCUUGGACCGCUUCGAGCUGUCGCAGCGCCACGCCCUGCAGGGCCAGCCGGGGAUGCAGCUGGGGCAGUCAGGCCGACCCAUGUUCAUGCCGCAGCGAUUCCAGUUGGGCCAGCGCGAGAUGCCGCAAGGUGUGGACCUGAACUUGGACAAGUUCGCUCUCGACACGGAGGAGCGCUUCAAGGGCCGGCUGCCGCCCUGCAGCGGUGGCCCGAACUCGCUGGAAGCGCGGACCACCCUGGGCAAGGCCUUCCUGCACAGCCUUCAGCAGAGGCCCGGCGUGAAGCCGGAGGAUCAGAAGCUGAUCUUGAGCAUCUUCACCGUGCCCCAGUGCGACCGGACCCAGGAGGCCGACCUCUUCAUUCCCCCAGACCCGCCCCUCGAAGCGAACGCAGGCUACACCACCAAGCUGCGCAAUCUUGUGGGUGAGGACAUGAGUGUAGGCUCAAGCGCCCUUGUGUAUUGUGUUUUCUUGCACAAGGGAAACCAACAUGAAAGCACCCAACGGAGAGGUCCACCUCAAAGCCAACUCCGAGUUUUCGGAGUUGCUUCACCUUGGUAA